GCUCUCUGCAUGCUGGCUCUCUGUCCGCUCUGCUCUCUGUGUGUGUGUUAGUGUGUCUGGCUUCCUGCUUCUAACGCGCACUCACAGCUCCAUGUGUUCAGGCUGUUAGAGAGAGUUUCAGUUCGGGAAGCUCGCAGUGUGUAGCGCUCUCCCAGCAAUUAUUACUGUUUAGUGCAUGUUCCCUGCCCGGGGUGGCUGGCUGUAGUGUGAGUAUGGAAGGAGAGAGCACCACCGCGCUCAUCAAUGGCUUUGUGUUUGGCGCCCUUGCCUUCCACCAUCUCAACUCCCCAGCAGACACUGUGAGUACAUAGGGAGAGAGGGGGGAGCUGCUCCACCUUGUUCUGAUAUAUACUUAAAGCUCUCACUGCUGUCCCCCCUCUACCAGUCACUGCUCUACUCGCUGUGCCACACUACUGACUACUGUACCCACUGUAUAUCUCACUGCUCUACUCACUGUACCACUUACUACUAAACACCUACUACUAUACCCACUGUACCACUACACCUACAGUACUUACUGUAGCUUUCACUGCUCUAUCCACUGAACCCACUCUACCAGUCUCUGCUCUACCCACUGUACUUCUCAUUGCUAUAUCCACUGUACCUCUUACUACUGUACCUCUCACUGCUCUACCCAUUGUAAACUGACUGCUGAAUCCCUUCUACCAGUCACUGCUGAACCCACUUUAUCACCUCUACCAGUCACUGCUCUACUCACUGUACCACUUACUACUGAACCCCUACCACUAUACCCACUGUACCACUGACCACUGUAUCUCUCACUGCUCUACCCACUGUACCACUGAAUCCACUCUGCCAGUCACUGCUCUACCCACUACCUCUCACUACUGUACCUCUCAAUGCUAUACCCACUGUACCCCUCACUAUUGUACUGCUCACUAUUGUACCCACUAUACAUCUCACUACUUUACCCACUGUACCUCUCACUGCUCUACCCAUUGUAACACUGACUGCUGAAUCCCCUCUACCAGUCACUGCUGAGCCCACUUUACCCCCUUUACCAGUCACUGCUGUACCUAUUGUAACACUGACUACUGAAUCCCUCUACCAGUCACUGCUCUACCCACUUUACCCCCUCUACCAGUCACUUCUGUACUUCUCACUGCUGUACCCGCUCUGUCUCUAUCAUUCACUACUGUACCCACUGUAUCACUCACUGUUGUACCUCCUCUCAUAGGCGUAUAAUGGUGGGGGACGAAUCCCCCCCUAGAAAAUAUGAUGUAGCUUUUAUAUUUAUAUGAUUCACUGUUUAAUAAAAACAAAAGAUAUGUUAAAACAGUUGACUGUCAUUCUACUAAUAGACUCCCUAAUGAUAUGCUAGAAAACUGCAUAGUUUAAUACAGGCUCCCUAAGUAGGGCUAGGGUAUUUUAUGUAUUCUUUGAUUCCUGUGCUGGUACCCCCAUGUCUCUCCCUUCUGUACCUUUCUGAACACCAACAGGGAAGUUUUAAUGGGAUAUAGUGGAAAAAAUUGCAAUGAGAUAAAAAGGUUAUAAAAAUGUCAUACAGUUUUACUAAUUAUUGACAACAGUGAGAAUUUAAAUUUAGUGUGUGAUACUAUGUCUGUUCGCACCAUUAAAAGGAAAAAAAAAAAACACGUGCAAUAAAUAAUAGCGUUUUUAUCUAUAUUAUGUUAAAAUCACUUGGUAUAUCCAUAUCUGGUAGGCAGGGAUUAUCUUUUGCAUAUACGGCUAUCAUUUUUAAGGUGUCAGGAACUCAAAUCGUUAAUUAUACUUUUUAUAACUACUCCAAUUUUGUGACGUUUUUUAUUUUUUGGUUGCAAAGGAAGGCUUUCUUAUUGGAGAGGUGAAGGGAGAAGCAAAGAAUAGUAUCACGGACUCUCAAAUGGAUGACGUUGAAGUUGUUUAUACAAUAGGUAUUUAUUAUUUAUCAUUUUCAUGACACUUUCAAUUUUUUUGGCAAACUAUACAUGUAGAAGAAAAAGUGAAAUAUCUGGUCACCUGUGUGCAUAUUUUGUCUAAUUAGGGAGAGGGGCAUUCAAAGCACUAUACUCACUGUAGCACACCUAUCCGUACUGUAGAUGAACUCUCUUAUUACAUGUAUCUGAAGACAGGACUGGACUGUGGAGAAACUGGUACCAUAACUGCUACAGCCCACUGCCCUUAAAAAAGUACACUAUAGUUCAGUAGUAAGUGGUACAGUGAGUAGAGCAGUGACUGGUAGAGGUGAUAAAGUGGGUUCAGCGGUGACUGGUAGAAGGGAUUCAGCAGUCAGUUUACAAUGGGUAGUGUCUCAUACUUGUAUUGAAGGGGCCCAACCAACUUAAAAAUGGAAGAAAUUUUUAUUUAUUUAUUUUGUUGGGCGCCAAGACUCACUCAGUGUUGCCGUCCAGUACUCCUUCCAGAAUAUCAUCUAGCAGGUGUCGCUUCAUUGCCUUCUCGUCAAAUCCAGUGCUUCUGAUAAGAAAUCAUUGAGACGAGAAGCACGUGUCCAUUCAAAUGCUUCUCAUAGGGAACCAUUAAAUCAAUUUCUUGCCUAUGAUCAGGCUUUGAUGACGUUGGAUAUCCUCAUACAGUGCAUGAGGGUGUUGCGAAAGACAGCCAUCAGAAGUAUGUUUAGCCCUGCAUUCAAAACAUUGCUGUAUCCACUAGAUUGUAGUGUUUUAGAUUGCAGGGCUAAAACACCAGGGGCUCUGCACGUGGACCACUUUAUUGGUGAAUUGGCCUGGGUGCAUUUAGUGUCCUAUUAAGUUUGCAAAUUGCAUUUCAAGUCUCUACAACCCCGAAUUUAGUGAAUAACUUGGUUUAGUGUGAAUUGUUCAAAAUUUUGGACUAAAUAGCCGAAUUGGAAAAAUUAUUUUACAUCUGGUUUUUGUUUUGCUUUUUUGGCCUAAACUUUUCCUUUAAAUUUCUGAUUGUUCGUGCAUUAAUCAUUAACCAUAAAUUAACUAUGCACAAUUUAGAUAAAAGCAGACAAGGUGGAAUAAUAUAACAUGUCCUCUAAGAUGAGAAUCUUAAUUCAUGUGUGAAAUUACCAGAAAUGUAAAGCCUAAUCUGUUUGCAAUGCCGUUUCUUUUUUUGUAAACUCUUGGUGGAAGUGCUAUACGUUUUUAUUCAGUUGUUGUAGAUAUGUGUUUAUGUAUUGUUGUCAUUGUUUGCUUUAUUUUGUAUAAGCAUUUUCCCAAUAAUGCUUGGAGUAGUAUGUUGCAGUUUAGCUCUGUUUAAAGGAACACUAUAGUGUUCGGAAAACAAACUUGUAUUCCUAAUGCUAUAAUGUUCUUUUCUUUAUUUAGAUUCAGCCUUUCCCUUGAAUCUAAAUAAAAAAUAGAAAAUCAACACUAUACUUACCUGUUAUUCUUGCACUGUGAUCAAGUCCAUGUAGCUGAUUAAUCCGCUUCCUGUGAUAUGAUGAGAUUUAGAAUCUUCUAAAUGUCCUGUCCAAUGCUCCACAUAGUCAUAGUGGUUACCUGUGAGAACCGAGCAGUAGACAUCCACUAGAGGUGUAUUUAAUUCUGUAAUUUAAGCAUUGAUGUAUCUACUUUAUGGCAAUGCUUUAUGUUGCAGGGUUAAAACUAAAUCACCUCACCCAGAUCCAGAUCUCUUCAUUGAGAUGAAGUGGUCUGGGUGACGUUAGUGGUCCUUUAAGUUUUAUUGAAGUGUAUUACUAGGUUUAAACUCUCUUUAUUGUAAAGCAUUAAAUAUAUUUUUCCAUAAUUAUUCACAGAUAUACAGAAGCAUGUGCCAUGUUACCAACCAUUAAGGUUUGUACUCUGAUUACUCAUUUUGUAAUAAAUUUAUAAAGUCUUUUUAAGAAAUAAAAAGUAUAAGAGAAAAUGAAGAUAUACUCGAGACAGUAAACCUUAACCCCAUAGAUUCUAAGAAAAUUACUUAAAUUAUUUUAAAAGAAGCAGAAAUGUGUAGUCAUCCCUAGGUUAUUUUUACAGUGUUGAGAAAUGUAACUUGUCUGUUCUGGUCUCCUCUUCAACUUUACGCUGAAUAAACAUUUUGAGACUUUAAAUCUCUAAACUGAGAUUUGUUGAAGAUGGGUCAGUGUAUUGCACUUUUUAGGCCAAAUUGCCAAACUUUUCAAACUAUUUUUUUCAGAUUUAAUGUAAAAUUUGCCAGUGAAUAACUGUGUUUACCUUGCUAGAGAUAUCAUAUUUAGGGAUUUGUCCUAUAUUUAAUUUUGGAUUAUUAUAUACAGUGUUAGAGAGGCAUAAUGCACCAUUGAUAUAGUAAGAUCCAGCUUUUCUGCUCAGUGCGGAAUUUCAAAUCUUGAUUCUUACUAUUAAAAUAGCCAGUGUACUGUAUGGUAUGUCGAUACUCUACGAAAGGACAGUAUUUGUACAUUGUUAGAAUAAUUUACAGGUUUUACAUAUAUUCCAUAAUUAUUUAAAACAAUGGUCCUAUUUUUUAGAUUAAAUUAGAUAUACCGGUACACUUGAUGUUGAUGAUUUACCUUAAUAGUACAAAUUAUAUGUUUAGUUUUUACAGUGCAAGUGGGGAACUCAACAAGUCAGCAUUAAAGAAGUUCCUUCCAGACCAUAAAAAAGUAAGAGUAAUUUUUUAUCUGUUCAUUAAAAAACAGUGAAUGGAAAUUACAAUGAAACUUAAUGCCAUUCGAGUGCUUCCUCCCAGCAACCAGCACUGCUCGCUUUCAUUCAUUAAUAUGUUUAUCAUUGUUAGGCUCUAAGAAUUUUACAGGGUCUGUAACCCUUAAGCUGCCAUGGACUUAUGCUGUAAACAUCGAGCUUUCCUUAAUCUUUGUGUACAAUUAAUGCAGACCAGUCAUUAUGAAGUUCCAGUAAAAUAAUAAUAGCUUUUUAAUGCGGGUACAGCGUAUAUAUGAAACAAACAGUUUUCAUAGGGGUGUAUCCAACAGAAGACACAACCAAUUAUAGACGUUCAGUGCAAAAAGUACAAUUAUUCAUAUAACAUUACGUAUUACAGGAAAUCUACUGCGCAUGUCCAGCACAUCUUCUCUAAAUUAUGCAAAGGUUAUCUUCUCUGUGUCAGCUUGCGCUGUGAAAUAAAAGGGAGUAUUGAUUGCAGCCAAGAGAGAAAAUUCUUGCUUUGAACCCCUGCAGACAUGGAAAGACCUAACUAAGGCAAAAAGGCUUUUUAACCCUUUAUUUACCUGUAUCUAUGACAAGUCCCCUUUUCUCUGGUACUGCAGGUGAGUUAGGCAAGGUAUCUCCAGAUGUACUAAUUACACCUGUGGGCCUUUUAAUAAAGGAGCACUAUAGGGUCAGGAACACAGACAUGUAUUCCUGACCCUGUAGUGUUAAAACCACUAUCUAGCCCCCUUUGCCUCCCUAAAGAUAGUAACAUCUUGCUUGUAUUCAAGUCUGAAGCUGCUGUCUCUGCCUGUGAACUUUCUCUGACAUCAUCAGAAGUGGUGGCCUGAUCCAAUCACAAUGCUUCCCCAUAGGAUUGUCUGAGACUGACAAAGAGGCAGAUCAGGGGCAGAGCCAACACAAUUCAAACACAGCCCUGGCCAAUCAGCAUUUCCUCAUAGAGAUGAAUUGAAUCAAUUAAUCUCUAUGAGGAAAGUUCAAUGUCUGCAUGAAGAGGGAGGAGAUACUGAAUGUUUGGAUGGAUUUUAGGCAGCCAUGACCCAGGAAGGAUCUCUAACAGCUAUCUGAGGAGCGGCCAGUUAAGUUAUCACUGGGCUGUAAUGUAAGCACUGCAUUUUCUCUGAAAAGACAGUGUUUACAGCAAAAUGCCUGAAGGUAAUGAUUUUACACACCUGAACAAACUCCAUAAGCUGUAGUUGUCCGGGAAAUAUAGUGUCCCAUUAAUUCUUUACCUCGAUUUCCUCGCCAUUUCUCACCAAAAAAAAAAACAUCAAGGGAAGCUUGCCCAGAUAUCUGUUGCUACAGAAUAAUAUACCGUAUGUUAUUAAAUCCACGUCUCAGUAUGCAACCUACAUCCAUAGGUUACUGUAUAUAUAUUUAUUUAUAGCUCUGUAUGUCUAGGGGAAUAGUCACUAAGCAUUGCAUAGGUAAAAUAAUUCAUUCUCUAUCAAUCAUUAUUUAAAUAAAUGUUUAAUAUCCAACAAUAAUCUCUGUCCUAUUGGACUUUAAUGAAGGUUACCAAUUAUUGCAAGAAUCCUGUUGUCUGCCACAAUUUGUAACAAAAAUAGUGAUCAUCUUUGCCAGUUUGGCCAUUGGUUCCAGAAUACACAUUUGGAUUAACCCCUUAACGCCGUUACGGCGUUCUAUGCCGUCCCCCAUUAAAUGUGCUUUAAAGCCGUUGCGGCUUUCAGUCCCUGGAGGUCUGUGGUACUCGCCUCCGCCGCGAUCCUCUUCUGGAGGCCCCUGGGGGCCAUGUGAUCGCUCUCAAAGAGCGAUCACAUGGCCUCCUAUAGCUGGCUGUGGAUCUGCCAGCAGGGGGACUGUCUGAAAUGUAAUACAUAUAUAUUUUAUGUUUAUAUAUACAUAUAAUUACAAUAGUAAAUCAAUAAACUAAAUAAAAUAUUUUAAAAAAAAUUUAAAUUAUAUAUACAUAUGUAAUUUUAUUAUUAAAACAUAUAUAUUGGUAAUAAAAUACACUUAGAAUGACAUUCUAUAUAUAUCUAUAUAUAAAAUACAAAUAACUGCACAUAUUUAUAUAUAGAUAAAUAUAUAUAAAUACAUAAAUAACUACAUAAGUAUACACGUAGAAUUUAAAUACACAUAUAUGUGUGUGUGUAUGUGUAUAUAUAUAUAUGUAUAUAUAUAUAAAAAUUCUACGUGUAUGCUUAAGUAAUAUUUUAACAUAAUUAUGUGAUUUAAUUAAAAUUUCAUUGACGUGCCUGACAACCCAAGCAGCAAGUGCAGAGAAUUAAAUUCGCACACGCUAUAUUUAACCCUGUAACUUUCCAAGACACCAUAAAACCUGUACAUGGGAGUACUGUUUUACUCGGGAGACUUCGCUGAACACAAAUAUUAGUGUUUCAAAAUGAUAAAUUGUAUUACAACGAUGAUAUAUUUAGUAAAAGUGACGUUUUUUUGCAUUUUUCACACACAAACAGCACUUUUACUGACGAUGUUAUUGUUGUAAUAUGUUUUACUGUUUUGAAACACUUAUGUUUGUGUUCAGUGAAGUGUCCCAAGUAUAACAGUACCCCCUAUGUACAGGUUUUAUGGUGUUUUGUAAAGUUAGAGAGUCAAAUAUAAGGCUUGCAUUUAAUUUUUUUUGCAUUUAAAUUUGCCAGAUUGGUAAUGUUGCAUUUGAGACCGUAUGGUAGCCCAGGAAUGAGAAUAACCCCCAUGAUGGCAUACCAUUUGAAAAAGUAGACAACCCAAGGUAUUGCAAAUGGGGUAUGUCCAGUCAUUUUUAGUAGCCACUUAGUCACAAACACUGGCCAAAUAUUAGUUUUUUUGCUUUUUUCACACAAAAACAAAUAUGAACGCUAACUUUGGCCAGUGUUUGUGACUAAGUGGCUACUAUAAAAGACUGGACAUACCCCACUUGCAAUACCUUGGGUUGUCUACUUUUGCAAAUGGUAUGCCAUCAUGGGUGUACAUCUCAUUCCUGGGGUAUCACACGGUCUCAAAGGCAACAUAAACAACCUAGCGAAUUUCAAAUUGAAAAAAAUGGAAUGUGCUAUAUUUGACCCUUUAACUUCCCAAAACACCAUAAAAACUGUUAAUGGGGGGUACUGUUGUACUCAUGAGACUUUGCUGAAUCCAAAUAUGUGUUUUUUUUUGCAGUUAAAGCUAACGUUAUUAUUAUGACAUUUACAGCUAAAAUGUCUACAAAUGUUUUUUUUUAAAUCUUAAUUUCUCACAGUUUUUUACAUUUUAUUCAUAAUAAAUUAUGUUUCAAAUAUGAAUAGUUCAUGAGAAAUUAAGGCCCAGUUUCUCCUGAACAAAAUGAUAUAUAAUAAGUGUGGGUGCACUUAAUAUGAAAGAGGUGAAUUACGGUUGAACAGACAUAUAGCGCAAAUAAACAAAAACACGGACACCCGUGAAAAAAGUGAUAAAACACAACAACUUAACUGAAAAGUACACAGCUUCCCAAGGUUAUUUCCCAGCUAAUAACCUUAUAGCAGAACAAUGUAAUGGAUAGGAUAUUUGGGAUUCUGCUGAUGUACCUACAAUAGAGGACAAAACAUAGUGCAAGUAUUGCUACACACUAUAAAACCAUUGAUGAAAAAAAUGCACUCACAUAUUCCAAAGAAUAUAAGCGUAUUCAGGGUGCCUCCCCCUAAAUAUGAAUGGGGGGGUUUAUUCUCCUUUAAUUCUCCCUCCUCAAGUGUUAGCCGAUAGAGUAUCCAGGUCAGCAAGAAGAUCCAAACAAUUGCAGCCAAAGGAAUACUUGAAAGGCGAUUUAUUCACUUUUAAAAUUCAAGAAUUGAAUCUUGAAUUUUAAAAGUGAAUAAAUCGCCUUUCAAGUAUUCCUUUGGCUGCAAUUGUUUGGAUCUUCUUGCUGACCUGGAUACUCUAUCGGCUAACACUUGAGGAGGGAGAAUUAAAGGAGAAUAAACCCCCCCAUUCAUAUUUAGGGGGAGGCACCCUGAAUACGCUUAUAUUCUUUGGAAUAUGUGAGUGCAUAUUUUUCAUCAAUGGUUUUAUAGUGUGUAGCAAUACUUGCACUAUGUUUUGUCCUCUAUUGUAGGUACAUCAGCAGAAUCCCAAAUAUCCUAUCCAUUACAUUAUAUAGCGCAAAUACCAGUUUUUGUUUACAUUUUGUUUUGAUGUGUACUAAUGACUCCGUCCUGAAGGGGUUAAACAUACAUUUAUUUAUAUUUGGUUUUAGUACAUUUAUGUUUUAUAUUUCUGCUUUUUUACUGUGACAUCUUAUUAACUUGCUUUUCCGAACCUUAAUAAUUAUAAUUUGUAAAUAGUGACUAACAAGGAACGGCACAUAUUGUCAGGUCUGUGUAAUAUCUUGCAUCAUCGUUUUCCCAGGACGUGAUUGGAUGGUACAGAUUUCGGCACAACACACAUCAGAUCAUGACAUAUAGGGAGAGGCUUAUCCAUAAGAACCUGCAGGAGUAUCUGUCAAACUCGGGGCUUGUGUUUUUAUUAUUCACAUCAAGUUCAACAACAGAGACAAAGUCUACUCAUCGUAUGGAGUAUGCUUUACAUAAACCACAAGAGAGGUAAAUAAUGCUGUGGCUCCAUAUUAAAUCAUAACUGUGUAGAAUGAUGCUAGGUAAGAGUUAGUAAAGGUAUCUAUUUAAUUAUCACAAUUUGAUCCAUGCAGAUCCUUUACCAACAUGGACUAUUUCUUUCUUAUUUACCGUUAGCAUCUAUUAAAGGGACACUAAAGUCAACAAAACAAUUUUGGCUUAGUGAAGCAGUUUUGUUGUAUAGAGCAUGCCUCUGCAGUCUCACUGCUUAAUUCUCUGCCAUUUAGGAGUUAAAUCACUUUAUUUAUGCAGCCCAAGUCACACCUCCCUGCAUGUGACUUGCACAGACUUUCUAAACACUUCUUUAAAAUUAACGUAGAUAUCCUAGGUUUCUUUAUUGCACAGUCUGUUUAAUCUAGAAUUUAUCUCCUGCUCUGUUAAUAGCCUUGUAGACCCUGUAGGAGCCUUGUGUGUGAAUAAAGCUCAAUUUACAGAGCAGGAAAUAAAAACUUCUUAAGUAUUCUAACAUCUGAUUGGAAAUAAGAACUUUUGUGCCAGUCACAGCCAGAGGAGGUGUGGCUAGUGCUGCAUAAACAGAAACAAAAGUGAUUUAACUCCCAAAUGUCAGAUAUUUAAACAGUGAAACUUCAGAGGCAUGAUCUAUACACCAAAAUGUAUUAAUUAAGGUUUGUUUUUUUUUUUUAUCCCUUUAACAUGGUUCAUACUCUGUUCUUCCAGAGAUGUAAAAAAAAAAAAAAAAAACAACUAUCACUGUUGUGUGCAUGGGAACUGAUGGCCUCUUCGUCUCCCAUCCACCUGCUCAACUGUUGAUCUGCAUUAUCAGUUCGCAGCCAGAUCUGCAGCUGAAUGGGCAGACCGAAAUGUAAACGUCCGUGCAAGAAAAAAUGUCUGAUUAUAUAUGUAUUGUUAUAUUUUUUGCUAUGCAUUAAUCUCUUUAGUUCUAGUACCAUUACCGCAAUAUGCAUAUAAUCUUAGAUGAGAGGUCUAUUUGUGUGAUAGAGUGUAAGUAUAGUACUGCUAUAUUUGCUAGGCAAGAAGUGUAUGUAUACUUGAUGAAUUUCUGCAGUUCUGUAUCAUUUUUAUUUUGCCUGAUAUGUCACUCAGUCUCUUUCACAGAGUGCCGCUGGUAGUUUCCAACCUCGGUAUGUCAGAACAGCAGGGAUACAGAUCUUUGUCUGGAGCGUGUGUUUCUGUUGGUUUUAACCGGGCAGUUAACAAGCACAGGUAGGCAUGAGAUACUAUACCAAUAUUUUAAUACCAAGUAUAUAUUUUUUAUUAUUAUUUUAAAAGUGUACAGAGAUCCCCAUAUUAUCCCAGAGGGUCUUGACAAUGUGGCCUCUUUUUCACAUUCCUCAUUCAUGGUGAGAUAUGGCUUAAUAUACGAAGGUGGUGCUGGACUUUGUUGCUGCAAACAUACGUUUGUGGCAUGCAGUGAGGUGCCCGAGAAUUUAAUUUGUGAUUGGAUUGAAAUAAAGAUGAUUUUAUAGGAAGUUCUACAGUGGUAGCAAUGUUUCUCUUCAUGCCAAGAUGGUGAGCCUUUAAUCCCCACCCACUUGUUUCCCAUCUCAUGGGUAGUGGGAUUUGGCAUAAAACUGUGGGAUCAGCAGACUCCUAUACCCAAGAAAGACAUUUUAAACCAGGGGUCCUCAAACUCUGGCCCCCCAGAUGUUGCUGAACUAAAACUCCCAUGAUUCUCUGGCUAUCUAUGUAAUUCAAAGAAUCAUGGGAGUUUUAGUUCAGCAACAUCUGGGGGGCCAGAGUCUGAGGAUCCCUGUUUUAAACAUUUCUACCCUGUACUUUCACCUGUAUAUGGUGGCAGAGUAAGUUCACUGUUUGCAGUUGUCCAGCAGAUCCCCUAUCUAACUAGAUUGGUACUGCUCAAUUGCCUCCUCUAUGCCAUCACCCAUGUAUGGUAAGGGAGGUUGUAUAUUUUAUAAAUAAUGCAUAUUGUGAGGUUCCAGGAGGAUGCUGGAGGAUGUGCUCUUCCAGCGUAUGACAUUGCACUUCAGCUGUUCAAUUUUGCUGUUAUAGAAAUUGGAUGAAUGGGAAGCACCUUCACAAUUUAUAUCAUGGAACUAGGAACCCCCAUAGUAUUCUAGGUGGAUAGAAAGUAUAAUACUGUCGGCUAGUAAAGGUCUGCUUAUCAGUGAAGCCAUGUGAAUCAAAUUAUUUUUGUCUAUUUCCAUAUAGAUCAGUUAAUUCUUGUUGUUGUUUUUUUUUUUAUAUUUAUGUAUCAGUACAAUUUUAUUCAUAUCAAUGAUUUUCAUGAUACUAUGUAUUUAUGAAAUGCUUUAUAGCCUGUGCCUCCUUCCCUGUUUAGGAAGUGUACAUUCUAGCCUGUUUAAAGGGCAUUUAGACAUUAUCAAAUUGGUAAUACCUUAAACCAGCAAUCAUACAUGGUUAUUUGCUAACGUGAGAAUUUAAAGUGAAUUCCAAAUUCAAGGCAAAUCACUAAUUGUAUGAAAUAUGAUACAUUAAUCUUAGGAAUAAAAUUUUUGCCUUGAAAAAGGCCAAGAUAUUAAUGGAACUUUAGUUACUUUGAAAAUCACUUGGUUUACAGACGUUUUUCCGUUAUUUUGUUUAAAUGCAAAUGUUUUCGUUUUUACCUGUCCCGUUAAUAAAACCAUUUUCAAUACUGUGACCUGAUUUUAGCAUUAAUGGUAUUUAGGUUGGCAUAUAUUGAAUAAAGCUGACAUGCUUCACUUUUCUUACAAUGCAUUAGUCUAUUCUUUAGAUCAGUCUAACAAGGUGGAGUUUCUUGUAUCCAACAAUAUAUACUUAUUCAGCUCAAUGUUAUUUUUACAGAUUGGAAUUCUUUAAUGAAGAUGACACCUUAAAAGAAGUAAAUAAAAUAAAUGAUAUUUACGUGAGUCUUCAGGAAGAAUUAAAGGUAAUCCUUUAUUGUGUUUAUGUGAACUCUUUGCUGCAUUCUAACUCAUUAUUCCAUAUUUACUUUUUAAGUUCCAAAUAUAUUCUCCCAUCACUGAAAUAGAUGGUAUUUAUCAUGUCUGCUAGGUAGUGUGAUCUUCACCUUGAAGCAUCAAUAUUUUCUGACCUAUGACCUAACCUGCUGUGUAGGCUAAAUGGAAAAUAGUCUAACUGCAUUUUUAUUGCAAAAUGAUCAUUAAAUAUACAUAGCUUGUAAAGGCCUGGAAAUAUAAAAACCAGGGCUUAUGUCCUGCCUACAGCCACACAUUGAAAGUUAUUUGCCACUACAAGACAUAGUCUGCUUGCCAGGGCUACAUUUUUACUAGUCAGUGGCUAUUGCAGAGUGGAAAUUUUGAGGGCUCGCAUUCACUAUUGGUAAUUUAGCGCCAUUUAACUUUAGAUAUAUCUAGAUUAGACGAAUGCUAGUAGAAUUACCUUUUUAGUUCACUUUUUAUAUCUGGGUGGUUGAAAUUAAAUUCUGUCCUAAUUUCAUUGAGCAUCUGUUGACCCCAAGCUCCAAGUUUUGCACUUCUCUAGACAUAAAACACUUCAAGUAACUAAGAAACAAACAUAAAAAUAACAACCCUAUUCUUUAAGGAACACUUAAAGCAACAUAGCGACUACAGCCUGCUGUAGUAGUUGCAAUGCAGUAGUUAUGAUGCUAGGAGUGCCACAACGCCCUCCCACAGUAAGUAGUAUAGCCGUUAAAGAACGGUUCAACAACCUACCUGGAGUCAACCAGUUACAUGCUGCAGCCUGAAGCUCCAUGCAGUUCUACUGAGCCAGGUCCUUCCGUGCAAGGAAGUCCUAUUGUCUGCACCGCCAACCAUUCUAAGCAAAUUAGCGCUUCUGGGCCUAAUUCAGUGUCCGUGGGCAGAGGCCAGCAAACCACAAGUAUAUUGUCGGAAACGGUGAGCUGUAUUGGUUGUAGUGCUAGGAUUAUUCCUACUAGGGAUGUGCAUGGGCAAAAAUUUCAGUUCGGGACUUCCGAAAUUCUGGACUUAAGCACUUAGGGAAUACGAGACUUUGGCAAUUCCAUAACCCUACCCCAUAACUCUACCCCUAACCCUACCUCUACCCCUUAUCCUAACCCUAACACUACUCCUAAACCUACCUCUAUCCCUUACCAUAACCAUACCCCCUAACCCUAACCCUACUAGGGGUUGGGUUAGGGUUAGAGGAAGGUUGUGGUAAGGGGUAGGGUUAGAUUCCUGUCCUCAUUCCCUUAAUUUUACCACUUUUCAGAAAUCCGAAGCCCUUCGGCACUUCCGAAAUUCGGCAAUUCGGUUCGGAUUGGCACUUCGGCAAUUCGGUUCGGAUUGGCACUUCCGAAAUUCGUCUGAAUUUAAAUUCGGACUGAAUUGAAUUGCACUUGUCUAAUUCCUAUAAAAAUUUCAUGCAGCUACAGUUCAUCCCACUUCAAAAGGGUAAUGCAACAAAGCUAAAGGGUAAAUAUGGGUAUAAAUUCUGUUUUUGUAACUUGCCCUCUUUUUAACAACAACCAUCAGUUAUGAUAGCUGAUGUACUAAGCAUCAGUUUGCACAAUGAAUAAUAGAUUAAUCUGUCAAUUCUAUGGGCAGUAUAACAUAAAGCUGUUAUUUACUGGCAAGCGGCGGGGUCAUAAAUCUUUGUGAUAAUUGGCCUACCCCAGUUAUUUCUUCCUCUGCCCUACUUCUACACGUCAGUGAUGUCACCUAUGUGUGGGUGUGUUACAUUAAAGGGAUAUGCAUCAUUUUGAAACACUUUUUCAUAAAAAAGCUUUAGUUUUGAAUGAGUGAGUUGCCUGACUCUGGAAGCUGAAAUAAGAAGGUAAAUGAUUUUUUUUCCCCUUCUUCAUAUUUACCUUCUUCUUUCUAAUGAUUUCCACUUCUACUCAGGGGGUGCAAUGAUGUAACCAACCAAUGUAUCAUCCCUAAGAAUACAGGAAAAGUGCAUUGGGCAUUCCUGACAGAUGUAUACUUGUGCAGUUGGAAGAUUCCUUCACAUUGCAACAUCUGACAGGAGGAGAAGGGAAGGGCAUUAACAGUGAUAGAAAUAUGGCACAAGGGGACUACAGACACUAUAACCACUUUAACAAGAGGAAGCAGUUACAGUUCCUACAGUGAGCCUUUAAGCCCUUUGUGACAGCAGACGUAUCAGGUACGUCCGACAAAAAAAGGUUGUUACCGACCUUCGAAGUACCUGAUACAUCCUUGCCAAAUUUGAGCACUGGAAGCGAUCGUGAUUGCUUCCAGCCACUUAAACAGUAUUGCAGCGAUGCCUCAAUGUCAAGGCAUCCUGCAAUACCUCUCCUGACUGCUGGGCUGCCGGGUGAUCACUCCACAUGGCUCCCGGCAGAGUAGUAGAGCAUCGGAAGCCAUCGGGGCAGGCUUCCGAUGCUCGGCCUGUGCUGAGUGCCUUGAGGGGGACAAAGCAUUCAGUGAAAAUAAAAUAGUAAUAAAAAAAAAAAGUGCAUUUAAAAAAAAAAAAAAAAAGUAAAAUACAUGUAUUAAACUCCCCCACCCCGGACCACAGUAUUCCUAGUCAUUAAGCCCGAUCGCUGCCGUUCCCCCACCGGCAAUCGGUGUACCUCUCUGUCUCUCUCUGCCUUUGGCCUCUGCGGGCCAUGUGAUCGCUCUGAAAGAGCAGUCACGUGGCCGCAAUAUGCGUCUAUAGUGCUGUCUGCAGGGGGACUACCUGAACUGACAGGCAUGUGUAUACGUGUAUUUUCAUCAUAUUUUGAAAAAAUUUUUAUAGUAAAUUAUAUAUGAAAUGAAAAUAAUGGUAUCUUUAAAAAGACCAUUUAAUUGUGGGAAAAACGGUAAAAAAAAAAAGUAAAUGCGUUUGAGGAAAAUUACAGCUUAACACAAACCACGCAGAAAUGUAAAAACAGCCCUGGUCCUUAACAGUAAGAAAAUUGAAAAAUGGUCUGGUCACUAAGGGGUCAAAAACAUACCUUCACUAGCUACAUAUGUUAUCAUGCACACAGCAGAAAUUCAAUACCUCCCAACCAUCCCACAUUUUCAGAACAGCUGCUAUUUGGAGUUCUGCUCCAAGCGACACCAGAGACAUGUCCUUAAUAAACUCAGCAUUUGCAUAUCAUAAGAUGCACUUUCACACCUCUAGUCCUGCCUCUCAAUGUUGGGAGGUUUGAAACUGUACCACGGGGCAUCAUUUCUGAAAUUGCAGCAUGUGGGGCAUGGACAGCACUAAGUAAUACACCUUUAGGGAAUAUGAUUUUAUUUAUUUUUUUGCUUUCUGCUCUAGGGCUGUAUUCAUUUUGUGACUCGGAUAAAGCCAUUUCCACAGUGUCUAUUUGUUUUUAUCCUGUUUCUCUUUGUAUUUACUGAAGACAACAUGCAGUAAAGUGCUGGAAAGUGAGAGAUCGGUGGAACAACUUCUGCAGGAAGUGAAUGACCUAAAAAAGCAAAUCGCUGAAAGAAAAAAGCUCUCUACUAUGUCUGGUAAUUUUAAGAUAAGGAUUACCAAAUACAUGUGUUUUUUUUCCUCCACUAAUCUGAUGAAUGCUCUUUUAUGUUGUUAUUGUGACAGAAUUUCACUAUGGGGUUCAUUCACUAAACAAGGAAUUAUAGUGAACUGAAUAAGUAAGUUAAGCCAAAUAGCUGAUUUGGAAUCUUUCACAUCUAAACUAUUUAGUUUGAUUUUAACGGUUUGGUUUUCAGUGCACCACAAUUCACGGUUUACUAAAUAAACCGCUGAGCUUAAAAAAUGGAAUUUAACUCCAAAGAAUAUUUAUUGUACAUGAUAAGUUGAUUUGAGUUACCCUAGUUGUAGUUGUUUUCUUUUUUAAAUCACUUGAACAGUUUGCAUUUCAAAAACAAAGUUUUUACUGAAUGUGACUGGGGCAUAAUAUACUUCAAAACAAAUAAUUUGAAGGUGCGUCCACACACGUAAAUCAUUUUAACUUGUUGAAUCACAGGGGUGAUAAGGAGGAAUUUACACAUUAAUAAAAGUUUUUGGGAACACCCCCUGGUUGUCAGGCUGACAUUUAGGAAAGCUUCUUUCCUCACUCCUCUUGAAUAAUUGUUCAAGCAAAAUUGAACCUGGGAGCUAAAGAAAUUGCAGAGUACCUGCCUGCAAUAACUUUUUAACCACUAGAGGCACGCACACUCGGCUCUUGUAUGCCAGGUUUAGAGGAUUAGUGCACCAGCAAACAGCCUGAAGAUGCUGUGCUUCUUUGACAUUUUUGUAAAUUGUACAGCACUGACUGAGAUGUGCUGGACAGAGGAGGUUUUGCAGUAGCUGCACUGUUGCAGGUUUAAAACAUUUCUAACUAUUUAACAUUGAAUGAGAUUCUCCUAUCACAUGCAGCUUAGCUUCUGUAUUAGCCCGAGCACCGAUGGACUAAAUAUCCCCAUAAAACCAUGCAAGUUUGUAAGAUAUACACUGUGCUCCUCUUUAGAGUAGAACGACCUUGGUUGGCACAGAAAUCGCAGGCACUUCUUGUCCCCCAGGAAAACAAGCACAGUUUAGUGGAGUGUUUAUCUUGAGUGUUAUGUAUAGAAUAUUUCUAAAGCCAAAAAAAAAAAGUUACUUGCGCACUAUCCCAAAUUACUAUGCAAUUUAAAUAACUGGAGGUUUUUAGUACCACCCAAUGGCCACUAAAGUGUAAGCACGCUUAAAGGCAAACCUCUUAGGUGAGUCCUAAACUAAGACUUAUCCUAACUGCUUUCGGCUAAACGGCAACAUCUCUAAUGAGAGCGAAAGGGGUAUUCUUCUGAUUCCCUGCACAUUUAUUAACCUUUAAAUUGGUACACAAGGAGUGGAUGGAAGCACUGUAACAUGGCUGUGUAAUACAAAAACACAAAAUUAAGCUCUGUGCUCAAACUCCUGAGUAUGGAUUUGAAUGUAUGGCUUAAAGGAACACUAUACGGUCACGAAUACGAGCAUGUAUUCGUGACCUUAUUAUGUUAAACACUAUGUAAGUGGCCGGCCCCUCUUUGUCUCCCUUUAAAUAGUGUAAAAUCAGAUUUUUAUUCCAGUGCUGCGCUGGCUCCAACACCGCCUGGUCUCCUUUGCCGAGAUCAUCAGAAUUGAUGAUUAACUCUGAUGAUCUCAGCCAAGGAGGCGAGGGAAGGGUGAAGCCAAAUGCCAUGAUGGCCAAUCAGCAUCUCCUCACAGAGAUGCAUUGAAUCAAAGUUUCCAUUCAGACCGUCUGAGUGACAGCCACUAGAGUUGUCCCUAGGCAACAAUGUAAACACUGCCUUUUUACUGAAAAGGCACUGUUUACAUGACAAUAACCUGCAGGGAUUGACUAUACUUACCAGAACAACUACAUUAAGCUGUAGUUUUUCUGGUGACUAUAGUGUGCCUUUAAUUGUUUCCUGAUGUUUCUGUAAUUAGUAUUAAUUGAAAGAGGUGACAGAACUCCAGCCUGGAAGUCCUUCAAAGUGUCCAGUUUGUUUUGGACAAUACUUGUUAAUUUUUGUGCAUUUCAAGAUCUGUUACCAAGACCAAGUUUACUUCUGAAAAUGGCACCAAUAUUAAAUAAGAAAGAUCAUUUACAUUUUUAUACAAUUACCUAUAUUUUGUUGAUAGAAUUUAAUACAUAUUAUUUAAAAGAAAAAUAGAUUUUGAUUGUUGGCUCUUGGAACGUUUCCUGUGCUUCAUAACGGCAGUAUAAUUGAUUAAUUUGUGUUCGCUGUAUAUUUAUAGCAAAAAGCAAUAUAUUACAUUAACGUGUUUCUGAAUGUUUCUUUCAGGGGAUGAGACAAUUGCAGACAACCCUCAAGAAAAUGUUCUUUUGUGCCAAGCCCUACGCAAUUUUUUUCCUAACUCUGCCCUUUUACAAAGUUGUAGACUUUCAUUGAAUGGAAGGCAAAUCCCACAUAGCUGCAGCAUCAACCAUGACCUCUGUGAGGUGAAUAAACUUACUUUAAUGAUCAAAGAAAGUGACUUCUCAGAAACCCGAUCAAGAAAGUCUGCCAAACGAAAGUUACUGUCUAAUCAAGACGUAGCAAGGGCACUGAAGUCGUCCAGGUUACACCUGCUGCGGAAGACACGUACUGGCAGAGUAGUGGGUGAGAGCAGUGACAAUAACAGAAUGUUGCUCAACAGCGGCACAGAAACAGAGGAUGAUAAUUCUGAGAAUUUAACCACAGAAUACUCUGCACCACACUCACCCACAUUUUAAGUUUAUAUAUAUUUUUUUGUUUGAUAAAUUGAUGAAGAUUGUGGUGGUCUGUCAAAAACUGAUGUAUUAAAGGUUUUAGGUGCGUUUUGGCACGUUAUGAACUUUUCAUUACAAAGGCUGUUUUGUACCAUGAGGAGCAUUUUUUUUUUUUCAUUUUUGUUAUGUCUUUAUUCAUUGUUAAUUUCCAACUUAUUCAGUGCACAAACAUAUAUUGUACAAUGUUUUUGUUUUUUUAAAGGACUCCUAUAUAAAUAUAUACUUCCAACUUGUAAUGGGGAAAACAUAUAUAUGCGCAUUUGGCUACAGAUUAUAACAAGCAAAACUGUGCCAACUACUGCAGCUAAAGUAUGUGAAACAUUUAAAAAAAAAAAAUUUGGGGGGGAGGGGGGAGGAAUACAUCUUAUCUAGGAUUAGAG
Pelobates cultripes (western spadefoot toad) is the source of this 18538-nucleotide messenger RNA. The record is from the annotation of a GenBank genome assembly. NCBI's taxonomy places the organism in Eukaryota, Metazoa, Chordata, Amphibia, Anura, Pelobatidae.